AACAAAAACUUAUCCCGCGAUUGUAAAAUCAAAUAAAAAUUGUCAAAAGACAGAGGAAAACCCUAACUGCUCUGCUCCCCGCUUCUUUUUCUUCUUCUCGCCGUCGCCGUCUCCUCAUCCGUUUAACCAGUGCCGCCGCCCCGCCGUCGUCUUUCUCCUGUUCUUGCCACCGCAGACUUCUUCCUCUAAGGAGUUUUGCUCUGGUUUUCUACUCUGUUGUUGCAGAGGCAGGCAUUUCCUCAUGCCAUGAGAGUUUCUUCAGGAGCCAGAUGCUACAAAUCAUUUCACUCUUCAAACUUCCACCGGACGUGUCCAAAACUUCCAAUAAACUCUAAUUGGGUUAGUUGUACAGUUUCUUCAUCUGGGUCAUGUCAGAGCUUUCAUGUUAAUUUCUCUCUGGCCAACCUUAUGAGCCUUUCAAUUCGUAGUCAACAUUGCUCUCCAGAAAUUAGGAAAUUAGUAAGCCGCAAAUUGAGCUUACCUGCUUUGACCAUUGAAUCUUCUCUGAAAUCUCGAACUUAUUCGAGCUCCCAUUCAAUUAAAGACGAAGGAGUGAAAUCUAGGGAUAAGCUUCCUUGGUUAGCAGCAACAAACAGUUUUGAGAAGGCGAGAUGGUCGGAUAAAUCAACAACAAAGAAGAGAGGGGAUCGAUCGUCGUGGAAGGAAUCAAAUUCUGGGUCAGAAAAGAAGACAUUUGGGAAAAGGGGUAAUAGGGCAUCUGGGGAUGAACCAGAAAAGAGAUAUGGCAAAGCACCUGUUGGAAGCACUUACCGUUCUUCUUGGGAGGUCUCUGCAGAGAAGUUUGCUACACAACGCAUGGAGUAUGCAGAGGAAAGAAGAGAAAGUAGGAGGGGAAGAGUUGAUAAUGAGGAGCAGCGAAACCGUGAUGUGGAAGUAGAAGAUGAAGAAACGGAGGCCAUUGCUGAUCCGAGAUGGGAUAAGAUCAAAACUAAAUUUGAGAGACCUGAGUUUCAGAGAUGGAAUAAACAGGAAAGCUGGAGUAGAAAAACAUGGAAGGAAGCUUCUGAAUCCACUCUGCCUAAAAUGGUUGGUGAAGGUGUUUAUGGGGUUGGACCAGUGUUGGCUGCUUUGUCAGCUGGAAGAAGAGAGUUCUAUGCAUUGUAUAUGCAAGAAGGACUCGACUUGAACAACAAUAACAAGAAGAAGAAAGACAAGAAAGGGUUUGAGAAAGUUCUUAGGUUGGCUGAAAGGAAUGCGUUAACCGUAAAGGAAAUAUCGAAGCAUGAUUUGAAUAUGCUUUCGGAUAACCGUCCACAUCAAGGUCUUGUGCUAGACGCCUCUCCCUUGGAAAUGGUAAAAAUAAUGGAGUUGGAUCCUGUCUCACUUGAAGAAGACAAAGGCUUGCUAUGGUUAGCGUUGGACGAAGUUACAGACCCUCAAAACUUGGGGGCGAUAAUAAGAUCGGCUUAUUUCUUUGGUGCGUCGGGGGUUGUGUUAUGUGCAAAGAAUUCAGCUCCAUUAAGUGGUGUUGUUAGUAAAGCUAGUGCUGGUUCGCUCGAGUUGAUGGAGCUUAGGUAUUGUAAGAACAUGAUGCAAUUCUUAACAUCCUCGGCUGAGAACGGUUGGCGAGUCCUUGGAGCUUCGGUUUCUUCUAAAUCCAUUGAUUUGGAAGAGGUACCACCGGGGGCACCAACAAUCCUAGUGUUGGGCAGUGAAGGCACUGGUUUGAGGCCCUUGGUGGAGAGAUCUUGUUCACAGCUUGUUAAAAUACCUGGGAAUAUUCCAGUUGAUAUAGCAACGGAUAAAGAAAAUGACAACGAAACAACACAACCAACAAAGGAAAGCUCGGUUGACGAGUUUCGAUCCUUCAUGGCUGUGGAGAGCUUAAACGUCAGCGUUGCAGCAGGCGUGCUUGUUCACCACCUAAUUGGAAGCAAUUACAAGAAUGAAUCGUAUGAAACCUCCUCUAUUUAACACAUUCAUUAUUAUUAGAGUAGAUCCAUUCACUUUUAGUUCCCAGUUGGUGUUGCAGUCGAAUGAUGUGGGUUUUAUGAUUUCUUA
This is a messenger RNA of Cucurbita moschata (crookneck pumpkin), 2022 nucleotides long. RefSeq names its product rRNA methyltransferase 1, mitochondrial. The record is from RefSeq and is a predicted model, not a curated record. Gene Ontology annotation, molecular function: RNA methyltransferase activity; RNA binding. Gene Ontology annotation, cellular component: chloroplast. The transcript has 2 exons. The coding region runs from base 247 to 1935 and encodes 562 amino acids. Lineage: Eukaryota; Viridiplantae; Streptophyta; Magnoliopsida; Cucurbitales; Cucurbitaceae. Gene Ontology annotation, biological process: rRNA methylation.